Salvia miltiorrhiza (redroot sage) is the source of this 829-nucleotide messenger RNA. RefSeq lists its product as uncharacterized. The transcript has 3 exons. Bases 128 to 652 code for a protein of 174 amino acids. NCBI's taxonomy places the organism in Eukaryota, Viridiplantae, Streptophyta, Magnoliopsida, Lamiales, Lamiaceae. The record is from RefSeq and is a predicted model, not a curated record.
UAUUAGUGGAGUUUAUCAAUCUCUAAUAACCAUUCUAAUUAAGAAGCCCCACUACGCCAAAUCCUCUUCUCCACUAAAAUCCCCACUAUCCCUCUAGCCGACUGAUCCCCUUGAUCAUAUAACUGGGAUGUCAUUUCACUCUUGUUUAUCCGAAGGUAGAGUCCCUUAUCCUACCCUAGGACGCCGUUCCUUCAUCUAUUUUUCAGACGCCGCUUGCCGGCGGACGCCUCCCUUCUCUCUCGACUUCUCUUUUCGUCGCCUCGUCCAUUUGUUUUCCGGUGAGCCACUGUCACAUCUCCUGCCCCACGCACCCCUCAUCUCUCGGUCGGACAGACAUCAACGGAGAGCCAACACCACCACGACGGACAGCUGCGCCACUCAGCCGCCGCCGCCCCUGCUUCUCCGUCGAGAAUGCCGCCUGCCACCAUUCCCCCAUCUUCCCAUCUCAACAUCAUAUGCUCAUAAACUAAACUCAAAACAUACACCCACCCCAUCAUAUUCUCUCAUUUCUGUACACGCAAUAUUUUACAAUUAUACUGGGGAUCUUCCAAAAGCUCUACUUCACUUUCUUGAAUGUGGAAUCUGGUAUAAAUCACACUCUGUUUUCUUAACUUCAGCUGCACCUUCUCUAUUUUGUCAGAAUAGCUGCUGAAGCAGAUGUCAAGAUGCAGCUUAACCAAUACGUUGGAUUACUUUUCGUCAACGAAGCUUCGUAGAAAAUUAGAAUAGUUUGAUCAAUUGUGUAGUGUUAUUAUGUAAUGCUUUUUGUAGUUGUGACAUAAAUAAUGUGUACUUUGAUAUUAUUAAUAAAGUAAAUAUUUUUAUAUAA